AGUCCCAGUCAUGCCAGCUCUGCUGUUCGCCACGCAUUUGCCACCCUCUUUGGAAUAUACUUUGCUGUCUUUUGCUUUGGGUGGUAUUCCAUUCAUCUUUUUGUCCUGGUGAUGAUGAACUAUGGCAUUAUGAACAUGGCGAGUAUUCCCAACAUCCACAGGUACUCCUUUGUCGUAGCCAUGGGAUACCUCACACUGUGCCACAUAAGCCGAAUAUACAUAUUUCAUUAUGGCAUUCUCACUACAGACUUUUCCGGUCCGCUGAUGAUAAUUACACAGAAGAUCACAACACUUGCAUGCCAGCUACAUGAUGGCAUAGGGCGACAAGCUGAGGAACUCACUGCUGAGCAAAAUCGGCUUGCUGUAAAGUCAAGACCUUCUUUACUGGAGUAUUUAAGUUAUCUCCUCAAUUUUAUGAGCAUCAUAGCAGGGCCUUGCAGCAAUUACAAGGACUAUAUCGCCUUCAUUGAAGGCAGGCAUGUGCACAUGAAACUGUUAGAAGUGAACUGGAAGCAGAAGGGUUAUGACAGACUUCCUGAUCCUUCUCCAACUGGAGCAGUGAUGUACAAGCUGUGUAUCACACUAGUAUCUCUCAUUUUAUUCUUGACACUUACCAAGAACUUUCCUAUGGCAUAUAUUAUUGAUAACGAAUUUCUUGAUAAAACUCCCUUCUUGUCAAGACUUGGUUACCUGUACAUUGUAACACAGGCAGCAAAACCAAAGUAUUACUUUGCAUGGACGUUGGCAGAUGCAGUCAACAAUGCAGCUGGUUAUGGAUUCAGUGGAGUUGAUGAGAAAGGCACUUUCCGCUGGGACCUGUUGUCCAAUUUGAAUAUCUGGAACAUUGAGACUGCAACAAGUUUUAAAAUGUACAUUGAAAACUGGAACAUUCAGACAGCUGCCUGGCUGAAACGUGUCUGCUAUGACAGAGCUCCUUGGUACCCUACGGCUUUAACAUUUAUCCUGUCGGCCCUGUGGCAUGGUAUCUAUCCUGGAUAUUAUUUUACGUUUCUCACUGGAAUCCUUAUCACACUCGCAGCCAGAGCAAUAAGGAACAACUGCAGACAUUACUUCCUCUCGCCAGUGCCUCUGAAGAUAGCCUACGACGUGGUUACCUGGGCGGUCACUCAGCUGGCUGUGUGCUACACGGUCGCACCAUUCGUCAUGCUGGCUGUGGAGCCCACCAUAAAGUUCUACAAGUGA
Zonotrichia albicollis (white-throated sparrow) is the source of this 1203-nucleotide messenger RNA. NCBI's taxonomy places the organism in Eukaryota, Metazoa, Chordata, Aves, Passeriformes, Passerellidae. The record is from RefSeq and is a predicted model, not a curated record.